AUAAACCGCAACGGAACAAGAUAUCGAUUCUUUUUAUCGUAUUUUAAAACGAUUGGUCAGUUCAGUUCAAUUUGUUUGCGUAUGUGUUACGUCUCAAGAAUUUUUUGACAUCGAUAUCUAAAAAAGUAAAAAAGAUUGAUUAGACAGUUCCAAUGGUGAUAGAGGAAGAGAUGUUAUCACUUUCUCGGCUACAAUACCGGAAGUAUAAAAAACUGAUGAUUUGAAAGGAACUCCAAGAAUAAAAUGCGAUUAUUUAAAAGACGAUGUUCUGACCCCAAUCCUCAGUUAGUAAGUCUACAACCAAUUUCCGACGUAGCAGCCCCAACCAGAACGGAUUCGAAUUCUUCUUUAAAUUCUACUGACAGCGAGAUAGUAAAACCAAAACAUAACAACGGUUUUACAACAUGGGGUAAGAAAGUUGGGCGCAAGUGGGACCAAAUCAAACGUAGUGAUUCAUCUGAAAUCCUAUCCACGUCAGGACGGCGUCGCCACUGGUCUCCAUUGCGAUUUCGCAGCGAAAGCACCCAACACCACGAUGGAAUCAACAAUCGAAAAGUUUCACGAGUCGACUCAUUGCGGAAUAUGUUUUCGCGAAACGACAGGCAUUUUGAACCAAACUCAAACUGUCUAAGCUCUGAACUGUUACCAAUUGACGUUAAAAAAAUUUACGAGGUUUACAAAGAAGCCAGUAACCGAAAAUAUGACGACAGAACGACCAGAAAUAAAAAACGAACAAAAUCCCUAGCAAAUAACCUUGAACUAAACGAGCAACAAUUCUUGGAGUACUUACUUCUAAUUAAACCCACCACUAAAGAAGAGUUUCAGAAACUCAUUAACGAGUUAUCCGAACAAGAUCAACAAUUAACCCAUAAAAUGGAAGUACUAACUGAAAACAAACCGACUUACAAGCAUUCGCGAAAAUUCAAGGUGGUUAAAAACAUAUUUUCCAAGUUUUCCUCAAAAUCCGACGACGAAGGUGAUACUGUUUGUUCAAAAUCCAGCAAAAGUGGCAGUCUAACCAGCUUAAGCGAGCUCAUUCUGACCAGCUCAAAGAAGGCCUUCUCCCUUUCGGAAAUUUCGCGGGUGCUACCUUCGAAACCUGCCGUAAUCAAAUCUGACGAAAGCGGAUAUGGCAGUGACGGCACUCGAAUGGAUUCCCCUAGAGGCUCUAUCAAAUCCCAAGUCAGUAAUCUAUCAGAAGAUGUGCAAAGCAGCGGAUCUUCUACAGAUACAGAUACCACCAUAUCAAAUUUAUCAAGCGACUACAAGCCGACUUCAUUGAACGCUCUAAUAUUUCAAAACCCCAAACCCUUACAAUCUCCCGAUUUAGGCUCAACCAGUGAUUACCAUUUUAACGAAUUUCGAAGUUCACAUCGCUCCAGAUACUCCAGUCGGAAAGGCAGAAACUCCAGUGCGGAUAAGACAGAAGUCAACACUUCAUUUUUUAGGCCAUUAGACGAAGACGUGCUGUUUAAUACUAUUUCUAAUUCCUCAAUAGCGUACCCAACAGCAACUCUUCAAUCCUACGGCAAAACUUGUGGCGCAUCCGUCGAGAAAGAGUUUAAGUGCGCCCGUCUAAAAUUGCAAAAUAGCGAAUCUAGCGGAAUUACAGUCGGGAUUAAAAACGACACUAUUAACUCCGGCGUUUACGUAAUUACUUGCAUUUCGCCGAAUUCCGUAGCGGAUCGGAAUGGAAAUUUACGGAUUGGAGAUGAAGUCGUGAAAGUAAAUGGAACUAGGUUACGAGGAAUGCCGUUUACUUUCGCUACUAGCUUGCUAUCUCCUCUGAACGGAGAACUGGAAAUAGUUGUCGCUCGGUAUAAUUCUGCUAAGAUCGAAGACAAUCAAAUUCGAUUCGUUACUCCUUUUCGAGCCACCUUAAAUGCUAAAUAUAAUUCAGAAUACGCGACGAGAGAGCUAUCCAAAAUUUCACUAUCGGCACUCAACCCUGAAAGUAGAGUUACAUUCUCCGAGCUACCUUUACUGCGAAGUUCAUCUUCUGUGAGCGAAUUCAAAAAAACUGUAGAAGAGGGUAGAACUAACCCUAAAGGUGACCACGCGGCCGUGACUGGAAUGCGAAAGUUUUCAAUAUGUCAGGAAUCUUCAACGAGGACGAAUAACGGAAAUAGUACAAAUAAUCAUAGUGUUCGUCGCGUGAUCGCACAUUUUCGGAAAGGUCCCGGUAUGAAAUCUUUGGGAUUUUCGGUGGUCGGGGGCAAAGAUUCUCCGAGAGGCCCGAUGGGACUCUACGUGAAAACGAUCUUCAAGUUAGGACAAGCAGCCGAAAAUGGUUGUCUCUUUGAAGGAGAUAAGAUUCUUUCUAUCAACGGAAUGACUUUCGACGGUUUAACUCAUAAGGAAGCCAUCGCUCUGUUCAAGAAUAUUAAAAGUGGUGAUAUCCAACUUGAAAUAGAAAGACGAGAGAGCUGUUCCAGCGAGAAAUAAAACAAUGUUAACGAAAACGAUUGCUAUUGCAGAUGAUAAUGUUCUAAAUUGUACUUAUGACUUAGAAUUAAAAGACUUAAUAUUUAUUGUAACUAUACCAAAAAUUAAUGUACUGACAGUUUGUGCAAUAUUUAGCUGCCGUUGUUCAAUAAGCGUACCACUAAUAAACAGUACCUAUAAUUGA
Photinus pyralis (common eastern firefly) is the source of this 2629-nucleotide messenger RNA. RefSeq names its product discs large homolog 1-like protein. NCBI's taxonomy places the organism in Eukaryota, Metazoa, Arthropoda, Insecta, Coleoptera, Lampyridae. Bases 244 to 2445 code for a protein of 733 amino acids. Gene Ontology annotation, molecular function: protein binding. The transcript has 6 exons. The record is from RefSeq and is a predicted model, not a curated record.